This is a messenger RNA of Mytilinidion resinicola, 1523 nucleotides long. RefSeq lists its product as uncharacterized. Bases 25 to 1347 code for a protein of 440 amino acids. NCBI's taxonomy places the organism in Eukaryota, Fungi, Ascomycota, Dothideomycetes, Mytilinidiales, Mytilinidiaceae. The record is from RefSeq and is a predicted model, not a curated record. The transcript has 4 exons.
CAGUUUGAGGUUCUCAUUUCUUUCAUGGUCUCCAUUGUGCUCGUAAUUGUUGCGAUUAUCUGGGCUUACCUAACCGAUGGAUUACCGAGAAAGUGUUAUAACGAAUUUGACAACUUCCUGCUUGGCCGGAAGAGCCGCAACGGAGACAAGAGGAGAGUUCGAGUGUUCCAGAGCUUCAUCCUGGCAUUGAGUGAUCAAAAACUUGCUUCAGGCCUCGCCCUUGUGGUUGCCAUAAACGUCAUCAGAAAUGGCGUCCACGACCUCGACACGAAAAUAGGAGCAUACUCGUAUAGUAUCGCUGUCAUUCUGGCCUUCUUUUCCUGUAUUAUACACCUGGCAACCGUUGCUGCCCUCCGAGACUAUCUCCGUGUCCGAGGCAUUUUCAAAAACAUAAGGGUCGCAAUUAUGAUCUGCAUCUUGGCUCUUCUCCUACAGAGUCUCGGGGAGACUUGGACUAUGGACGAGACUGUGACGUUGAGCGGCUACGUCCGCAGGAUACUGGACCUCUACCUUCGGGAUUCUCAAGGUGAUCUUAUGGCAUGUGAGAGAACACUCUUUGCGAAGACAAUUGGGUGGCCUACUUCGUCUCAAGAGGACCUUCUGGACGUCAAGCAACGGCUUGCUUCGAAGUUGUCAGGUACGACUCUGAGCACAGGCAAAAUUUUGCAGCUUUUCUUUCUUGUAAUCCCUCAGAUUUUUGCGGGAUCAUUUAUGUUCGAGAUUGUUUGGCUGAUUUUCUAUUUCGUGUUUGGUCUAGCUCAGGUGAUAUUUUGGCUAACCUCACUUGGUUCUGGGUUUGUCGGCGUCAAUUUUGAGCCAAGGUUUGGACAGCUUCUUCCACUUGUUUUGCUGGUGCUUCCCUUCCUGGCCAUAGCCGAGGGCUACUCUGACCUCGAAAAACAUGGAAGGAAGGAACAUCAACAGGAAAGCAGCACCAGCCCAUCAUCUGGGCCUCCUCCCUUGUCUGUACCGGAAAUCCACGCAGCAGCAACUGAAGAAGGACCCAAUGACCGCCAUAUAACCACACUCGACACGUCAGAGUCGGAGUCGCAAGAGAAUGAUAGAUACUCAGCCUUUUUAACAAGCUGCAAGAGACAUCGCACCUUCACGAAGGCUGGGUCUUGGAUAUUUGUUAUCUUGUAUCUUUUGAUUUGCUUAUACAUAUCCCUCGCGGUGGGCGAACUCUUCACACGCCAGAUAGGGUGGGGGUUUUCAGAUCUUAUGAUUGUCCUUGCUUUCAUUAUGGCUGGUCUCUCGGUCCUCACCUCGUUGGCGGUCCGCCUUACUCAGCUUUGGAAAUUACGGAGGGAACUUCAGAGAGUCCAGCGUGACAAAGGUGCAGCGUAACGGACUGGAAUUGAUAUACCCAGAUGACAAAGGUCAUAAUAGGUUCUGAAAGUAGCCAACAAUCUGGUCACGAAUAAGUUGAAAGAGCUUCAAACGCUACUGCGCUCUUUGUUCUAGAGGAAUAAUCUUUAUAGAGAUCUGAGUCACUCGAGAAUUAAUUUUAUUAGCUUUAUUAC